AUGGCAGAGCCCGUUAGAGCCUUCCCUUGGUUUGUUAUUGGGGGCCAGCCGCGGUCCAUCCGGUCGCCACCGCAGCCAGGUCCGGCAGCAGCCGUCGCCGGCCACCGCGGCGUCCUGCCGACGGCGGGGUAUUUGCACUGGCGGCUCCGCCGCCGCAGCGGUAGCUCCGUCGUUCCGCCGCUGGCGGCCACAGAUCCUGGAGGAGGAGGAGGUGGCGGCGGCGGAACCGCCGAAGAAGCACGAACCGGCAACAAGGCCUCCCGGCGCCGCGCCAACCCUGUUCCCGCACCAUCAUCGUCACCGUCGUCGCGCAACUCUGCAUCUUCAAACGACGCGGAUGCGUCGCGGCCGCCGCCCACUGGCAUGUCUGCUGGCGGCGGCGGCAGAAGUCAGUCUGAGCGCGCCGCUACAGCCGCGGCGGAAGCGACUGUCGCGGAAACGGAGGCUUGGCGGCGCCAGCAGCAGAACCCGCAAACCCAGCCCCAGUCUCAGCUCAAAUCGGUGUCUGAUUUCCGUACAAGUGACCGCAUCGCGGAGGCGCUCAACGCCGCCGCGGCGGCGGCGACGGAAGAGGCCCCUCUGCAUCCCCACGCCAGCGGCAGCAUCGAAGUCCUCCGUACACACCCUCACGAGUUCACCUGCAACGAGCCCAACACUUGCGGCGGCACUAUCCUGGUGGCGCUAGAUGAUACGGACGACGCGGCGGCGGCGGUGGAGUGGGUGGCGAAGAACCUGUAUCAUCCAGGCGUGGACGAGCUACGUGUCGUACACGUAGUGUGUGAUCCGCGGACACUGCAGUGGCAGACUUCACUGGGCACCACGGCUUCGGGCCGCUCCAUUGCCGAUUACCUGUCGCGUUUACAAGCGGCCGCGGGGCGUGUCGUUGAUCGGCGCUGCGAGCAGCUGCACCGAGGCGGAGUGAAGUACGAGGUUGAGCUGCCUCGGCUGUCGGCCUGUCGGUCUGCAGCCGGCAUUGGUGAAACCCUCCUAGAUGCCGUACGGCGGUACGACGCCAAACUGCUAGUCGUGGCCAGUCAUGGACCAGGUGCUUUGGCAGAAUAUGGUUCAGUUAGCCGCUUCUGCUACCAACACUCCCACGUGCCGCUAUUACUAGUGCCGAGUAUCGAGGCGCAGGCGGCCGCAGCAGCCGCAGCCGCGCGUCGUGCUGCCGCCGUGCCGCUAGCGCCGCCGCCGCCACCGGCUGCUGCUGCAGCGUCGUCGGGGGCGCUGGCCUCCGAGGGUGCAGCCGCCGCUGCGACGGCGCCAGCGGCGGCGGCGGCUUCGACCAGGAGUGAGAUCCUUCUUGUUGUUAACCACUUGGAGGAGUUAGCCAGUGUCUGGCAGUGGGUGGCGGACAACUGCGCGCGCAAAGGUGAUGCGCUGUCUAUCUGGCAUGUGGCUGGACCUAGCCUCAGCGGUAUGCCCUCGCUGUCCACUGCCAUCGCCAACCAGCUUCAGAGCCGUGGCCUGGGACAGGUGUCGUACAGGCAGCUGUACAGCAGCACGGGAGAUCCACAGGAUCUAGGUGACCAGGUACGGCACGGCGGGGAGGGGUAG
Messenger RNA from Volvox carteri f. nagariensis, 1557 nucleotides. RefSeq lists its product as uncharacterized. The transcript is spliced from 6 exons. Lineage: Eukaryota; Viridiplantae; Chlorophyta; Chlorophyceae; Chlamydomonadales; Volvocaceae. The record is from RefSeq and is a predicted model, not a curated record. The coding region runs from base 1 to 1557 and encodes 518 amino acids.